AUGGCUACUAUGGAAACUCCAGCCGCCACAGCGACACCGGCACCGACGAAUGCCGACGGGGCCGAGUCGACUGACCUCAGCCGGCAAUACGAUACACAGUUGGGCCUGGCACACACCACAAUUGAGGCGCUCAAGGCGCGCAUCAAGCAGCACUACGACCUGGCCAGCGACUACUAUGUCAGCCUGUGGGGCGAGCACAUCCAUCACGGCUACUGGCCGACCGAUGAGUCCAAGGCCAGCGAGAGCAAGGAGACGGCGCAGGCGAACCUGAUCCGCCUGCUUCUCUCCAUCUCAGGUGUGGGUGAUAGCAGCAGUGCCGCCCUCGACGUCCUCGACGUCGGCUGUGGCGUUGGCGGCACGUCGCGCUGUCUGGCCUCGGAUCUGGGCUGCCGCGUGACGGGCAUCACCAUCUCGACGCGGCAGGUUGAGAUCGCCAAGCGCCUGUCUGCAGGCACCACUGCUGGCGACGACGACAAUGACGACGACUUUCAGCCCGUAGGCAAGGGCCACGUGCGCUUCCUCGAGCUCGACGCCGAGAAGAUGGGCGACUACUUCCUGGACGGGACUGCGGACACGGGCCUCUUUGACGUCGUCUGGAUCAGCGAGGCCCUCAGCCACUUUCCUGACAAGGCCCUCUUCUUCCGCAAUGCCCAGCGCGUGCUGCGACCCGGCGGCAAGCUCGUGCUCGCCGACUGGUUCAAGGCCGAGGGCCUGUCCGCCAAGGCCUUUGACACUGACAUCAAGCCGAUCGAGGACGGCAUGCUGCUACCACCGCUGUGCACGCAGUCCGACUACGUGACACUAGCCACGGGCGCUGGCCUGCGCGUGCAUGCACCGCCCAAGGACAUCAGUGCCGACGUGAGCAAGACCUGGGACCUCUCCUGGGAUCUGGUGCAGAAACCCUCGCUGUGGGCGUUUGCCCUGAGCCAGGGCCGCGACGGCAUCGCCUUUCUGCAGGCCUUCCGGGCCAUGCGACGGGGCUACGGCAACGGCUCGUUUCGAUAUGCGGUCAUGUGCUUUGAGAAGUGA
Grosmannia clavigera kw1407 is the source of this 1029-nucleotide messenger RNA. RefSeq names its product gamma-tocopherol methyltransferase. Gene Ontology annotation, biological process: methylation. The transcript is spliced from 2 exons. Bases 1 to 1029 code for a protein of 342 amino acids. Gene Ontology annotation, molecular function: S-adenosylmethionine-dependent methyltransferase activity. Lineage: Eukaryota; Fungi; Ascomycota; Sordariomycetes; Ophiostomatales; Ophiostomataceae. The record is from RefSeq and is a predicted model, not a curated record.